AUGAUAUCCCCAGCCCAGCUCACCCUGUUGGCCGUUGCUGCCGCGGCAGUCUACCCCGUCGUGGGCCACGCCGCCGGUCUGAGGCGCAGAAGCUCCAGCGGGACGGCCGUGAACAGCACGACGUGCAACGGGAAGCAGUACUCUUACAACGAGCUCGCGGGCUACGGUCUCAUCCCCGGUAAUGCGAGGGACAAAUUUGGUGACACUAUCGGAGGCAUCGGCAGCGCGAUCGCCUUGGAUCAAAGCUCUUGGAAGAAGAGCGAGGAUGGUCUGAGUUAUGAGGGAUUGUUGUGGGCUUUGCCCGAUAGGGGUUGGAACACGCAGGGCACACUCAUCCCACAACCCAAUGCCACCGCCGACAGCCCAGCAUCGCCCAACCUCGAGUUUGAGUACGUCGACACGAUACUCUUCAGCGGGCCCGACGGGCAGCCAACAACCGGCCUAGAUGCAGACGGAUCAGGCGGCCUAGAAUACGAAGGAUUUCAACUGCUACCCGCCGCAACAUAUACCGGCGACGGCUUCGGGGCUGAUACCACCAACGGCAGCACCUCCAAGCACAUCGCUGUGGACAGCGAGGGCUUGGUGAUCAACGAUGACGGGAGCUUUUGGGUCGGCGACGAGUAUGGUCCAUACGUCUGGCUUUUUGACUCCAACGGGACGAUCAUCUCGGCCAUCCGGCCUCCAGAGGCCAUCAUACCGAAGAGGAACGGCUCUGACUCCUUCUCGGCCGACUCGCCGCGUGCGUAUGUGGACGAUGGCUCUGGAGACGACGUGUCACCCGCAGACAAUCCCACCGGGAGGAACAACAAUCAUGGCUUUGAAGGGCUGUCCGCAUCUGCUGACGGCAAGACGCUCUACCUCCUAUUGCAGGCCGCGACCAACCAGGAAGGUGGACUAACCUCCCAAACCGAGCGAUACACUCGCUUCCUCACCUACGACGUCUCGGAUAGAUUGGCUCCAGUCUACCUCUCUGAGCACGUUGUGCCUCUCCCUCUAUACAACGACUACACUGCAAAAGCCUCGAAGAACCCCAAGGUUGCUGCGCAGUCCGAGCUGCACGCGCUUCCCAACGGCCAGUUUCUGGUCCUGGCGAGAGACAGCGGCUUCGGCCACGGCCAAGACGAGUCGCUGUCCGUGUAUCGACACAUCGACGUAUUCGACGUUGCGAACGCCACGGAUAUCAGGGGCAGUGAGUACGACUGCGAAACCUGUGCGGUCGCAAGCGCCAAGGGUGUCCUGGACAAGGCGAUCAGCCCGGCCACGUAUUGCUCCUUCCUGGACUUCAACGUGAACAGCGAGCUGGGCAAAUUCGGCGCCCACAACGGUGGCGAUCAGGAUAGUGGGCUGCUUAAUGAGAAGUGGGAGUCUAUAGCACUGGCACCGGUUGACCCUGAGAAUCCCGGGGAGGACUACUUCGUGAUCAGCCUCAGCGACAACGAUUUCAUCACCCAGGAUGGCUACCUGAACUUUGGGCAGUAUCAAUACGCUGACAAUAGCGGCUUCAACCUGGACAACCAGGCACUGGUCUUCAGGGUGUCUUUACCGUCCUAG
Molecule: messenger RNA, 1551 nt
Organism: Diaporthe amygdali
Lineage: Eukaryota; Fungi; Ascomycota; Sordariomycetes; Diaporthales; Diaporthaceae
Exons: 7
Coding region: 1-1551 (516 amino acids)
Molecular function (GO): protein binding
Source: RefSeq, a predicted model, not a curated record